Messenger RNA from Lentinula edodes (shiitake mushroom), 1014 nucleotides. RefSeq lists its product as uncharacterized. Lineage: Eukaryota; Fungi; Basidiomycota; Agaricomycetes; Agaricales; Omphalotaceae. Bases 1 to 1014 code for a protein of 337 amino acids. The record is from RefSeq and is a predicted model, not a curated record. The transcript is spliced from 13 exons.
AUGGGCAUUGUUGAUGAAGUAGGAGGUGGCGUUACGCUCUUGAAGAAAGGCGAUCGAGUGGUCAUGCCGUUCAAUGUUGCUUGCGGGAGAUGCAUCAACUGUGAGGAGGGCCGGUCAGCGUUUUGUACCGUUGUGAAUCCAGGAUUCGCAGGAGGCGCUUAUGGUUAUGUAGCUAUGGGUCCUUACCCAGGAGGCCAGGCUGAAUAUGUCCGUGUACCGUUCGCCGACUUUAAUGCUCUAGUCCUCCCCCCGGGUACCGAACAUGAAGAGGAUUUUGCUCUCCUCGCGGAUAUCUUCCCGACGGGAUGGCAUGGCGUACAGCUCUCCGUCAGUAGCAACGUUCGCUCUCCCGAGAUCAGCUUAUACUCACGUUUUUGGGAUGACGCUCAGGGCUUCCGCCCAGGAGAGUCUGUUGUCGUCUUUGGAGCCGGUCCUGUAGGUCUCAUGGCAGCGUACUCUGCCAUUAUCCGUGGCGCUUCGGACAUUUUUGUUGUAGACCGUGUGCCGGAACGUCUGCAAAAGGCCAAAGAAAUCGGUGCCACCCCAAUCGACUUUUCCGCCAGCGAUCCAGUGGAACAAAUUCUCAAGUUAAGGGGAGGUAAAGAAGUCGAUCGAGGGGUAGAUGCGGUCGGAUACCAGGCGGUCACUAGCGACGGUAAGACUGAACAACCAAACGUGGUGCUCGAGUCCCUCAUCAGGGUCGUACGACCAACUGGUGGACUUGGAGUUCCUGGACUGUAUGUGCCCAGUGAUCCUGGGGCACCCGAUUCAGCAGCAGCCAAGGGAUACAUUUCGUUCCCUUUCGGCAAAUUAUUCGAGAAAGGACUCAGUCUUGGAACCGGGCAGUGUAAUGUCAAGGCAUACAACCGGUACCUGCGAGACCUCAUCAUUGCCGGACGUGCUAAACCUUCAUUUGUCGUAUCACAUAAUCUAACCCUCGAUGCUGCAGUGGAGGCUUAUGAGAAAUUUGACAAGAGGAUCGACGGAUAUACCAAGGUUUUGUUGCACCCUUGA